Molecule: messenger RNA, 2097 nt
Organism: Pseudophryne corroboree (corroboree frog)
Lineage: Eukaryota; Metazoa; Chordata; Amphibia; Anura; Myobatrachidae
Gene: UBE2J2
Product: ubiquitin conjugating enzyme E2 J2
Exons: 7
Coding region: 114-893 (259 amino acids)
Source: RefSeq, a predicted model, not a curated record
GAAGCGGAAGUCGCAGAGCCCGGAAUGGCCAUAUUGGAAGCGGGGGAGAAAAAAAAGACAGGACAGCGAGGAGGAGAAAGGGAAGACAGAGACGAGCUGACCCGGGCUGAGAGAUGAGCAGCAACAGUAAUAAGAGAGCACCAACAACUGCGACACAAAGAUUAAAGCAAGACUAUCUGCGUAUCAAGAAAGACCCAGUGCCUUAUAUCUGCGCUGAACCGCUUCCGUCAAACAUUUUGGAAUGGCACUAUGUAGUUCGAGGGCCCGAGAUGACCCCUUAUGAAGGUGGCUACUACCAUGGAAAGCUAAUAUUUCCCAGAGAAUUCCCAUUUAAACCACCUAGUAUUUAUAUGAUUACUCCUAACGGGCGGUUUAAAUGUAACACACGCCUCUGCCUUUCAAUCACAGACUUCCACCCAGACACAUGGAAUCCAGCAUGGUCCGUAUCCACAAUCCUCACAGGUCUGCUCAGCUUCAUGGUGGAGAAAGGGCCCACACUGGGCAGUAUAGAGACCUCAGACUUCACGAAACGGCAACUGGCAGCACAAAGCUUAGCAUUUAAUUUAAAGGAUAAAGUUUUCUGUGAGCUCUUUCCAGAAGUAGUAGAGGAAAUGAAGCAAAAACAACGAGCGCAAGAAGAACUAACGAGCAGGCCGCAAUCCCUUCCUCUCCCAGAUGUGGUACCAGAUUCAGAAGCUCACAUCGGUCAGAAUGGAGCUGCACUUUUGAAUGGUCAUGUCCCUUUGGCAGCAGCAAAUCACCCGGGUCUACAACAGCCAAACCGUAACCAUGGACUCCUGGGAGGGGCAUUGGCCAAUGUCUUUGUCAUAGUAGGCUUUGCAGCCUUCGCCUACACAGUGAAAUAUGUACUAAGAAGCAUAGCUCAGGAGUGAAGGUCCUACCAGACGCGCCUAGAAGAUGUGGAGACCAAACUAGAUGAAACGAGCAAAUGAACUGUUAGAAAGAGUUGGACUCUGCACCACGCUCGAGUUACUACUAUUUGUGCUACAGUCGUGCAAAGUGAUAGAUCAGUUGGCUCUUGGGUUUAAUAUUAUAUAUAUAUAUAUUUUUUUUUUUUAAGGACAUGAACAAGCGGUUGCAGAUUUUCCAUGAUGGCAGACAAACAAAUCUUAAACUGCUGUCUCUGGUCGUUGAAUUGGCCAUUACAGGGUGGCUACACUUCUAUUUACAUUAAUACAUGAACAUUGGUGAUCAUUCUUUUUUUUCUUUUUUUUUUCUGCUACGUACCUAUCGAGAUGACAUGGCUUUGGCUACAGUUAUAUCCACUGCUUGUCCCAUUCCAGCAUACAGGUUCCAAACGAUUGUCCUGUUAUGGACAGCAGAUCAAGUCCAAAUGUCUAAUGUACAUGUGAUUUCCUGCUCCUUCUUUUUUUUUUUUUUUCUUUUUUUCUUUCCCUUUUUUUUUUUAAAUUGUUGUAAGUUUUAGGUAUGACAGUGAGGUGGUAUUUUAUGACGAAAUAAUUAUAUCAGUAAAUUUCUAUCCUAAUAAAAUGGAUAUUAACCUUUUAUUAGACCACACAGACCAUCCUUAGAGCAUCUGUUACAUGUCCGACCAACAUGGGUCUAUAGAGUUGUGAAAUUUCCUCCUUAUGUACGAAAGGGUGUUGUUUCUAAUUCGUUCAGAAUUGGAAUUGGAAUGGGGCUUGGGCGCCUUAAGAAACAUGAAAACAGUUGUUUUGCACAUAACGGAACAUGUACAAUUGUAAUAAUUAGUAGGGAUGGUCCAGUUUUAGGGUGGUUGCUUUGAUUUCUACUGUAUAGCCAGUUGACCUCAAACUGUUUUAAAUUAUGCCUCCCACCCACAUACAUUGAAGAUGGCUAUUUAUAGCGUAAUCCAGAAUAGAGCCUAUCCUUUCACUUUGUGUAUCCCGGCUCAGCGAUGUUGCUAAUACAUAGAUAGGUUGCAUUCUCAUGAUUAUUGGUUACGCCACAAAUGUCUGCCUGUGGGUAUCGGUGACGGGUCAUCUAAUUUAUAAAACAUAGCACUUGACAAGACUCAGGCAGUUAGGAGCCUUGUACUGAACAUUUGAUUUGUAAACAUGUCUUACUGGAUUAAACGUCAUUUAAAAGAUAAAA